This is a messenger RNA of Mesorhabditis spiculigera, 749 nucleotides long. NCBI's taxonomy places the organism in Eukaryota, Metazoa, Nematoda, Chromadorea, Rhabditida, Rhabditidae. The record is from the annotation of a GenBank genome assembly.
AUGAAUCGCCGGCGCAUCAUCCGUGACGAGGAAGUCGGCUCCACAACGAUCGAUCUCGAGGACCGCCUUUUGACACGUCACCGGACUACUGUAGCCCUCCCGCAGCAAUACACCACAAAGGGCGAUCUGGUGUGGAGGGACCAACUCAGCCCCCUCUCCACCCUUCGUCGAUACUGCCGUCGGAUGCAACUCCCACCACCGCGUUUCCUUGGCGAUGCCUAUCCGAAUCUGGGACUUGAGGUGCUGGGCGUCAAAUUCAUGAUCAGCGACAUUGAGCGUGAGCCAACGCCCAGACCCCGGGUCGGCAGCCCGGUGCAACGAGUGGCCCUUUUUGUACUCCACAAGAUGGGUCUGGUGCCUGAGCACGUCGAAUCACGCCCACUAUUUGACAGCCAUGGUGGAAAGCAAGAGGUGGGCCGCAUCCGCUGUUGGGUCGACAUCUUUCCCUUGGAUAUCGGCCCUGUGCCCCGCCCGAUUGACAUCUCCGUCCGCCGCCCAGAACAAUACCAAAUCCGCAUCGCCAUCUUCAACGUGUUCAACGCGGUCGUCUGCAAGCGCAAUUUCCAACAACCAUGCGGCGAUCUCUACGUCAAGGCAUUCCUCAAUGGCCAGCAAAAGGGCCAAAAGACGGAUGUUCACUACCGAGUGCUCGACGGCUUUGCAUCUUUCAAUUAUCGAUUGAUCCUCGAUUUUGACUGGAACCCUUGGGAGAAGAAGAUCUACGCCAAGGAGAAGAAACGCCUCUUCAG